Haemonchus placei is the source of this 858-nucleotide messenger RNA. NCBI's taxonomy places the organism in Eukaryota, Metazoa, Nematoda, Chromadorea, Rhabditida, Trichostrongylidae. The record is from the annotation of a GenBank genome assembly.
AUGGAAGAGUUAGCUCAAGUUAUCGGCACGUCUGCAAACAAAUCCUUAGCCCCGGCAACGAUCGCGGCCUACUCGUCCAUGAGGAAACGUUUCGAAGACUUUGCGUCUACGCUGUCGGUGGAUAGAUCUCACCUGGGGAAGUUGAGGAAUCUUUUCCUCGCGCACCUGAUCAAUGAAAACCAGUUGAAAGUACUGCAAAUGGCUAUAGCGGCUCUUAACUUCUUUUAUGGUCGGUUAGAGGGAGGAGAGGCGGAGCUCCAGAAGCUGCUCAUAGAUUCAGCUAAAAAGGAAACUCCUGUGGUGGUACACAAAAGGAAGGCCUCCGAAGAAGACAUUGAUAAAGUAAUUGAUUGGGCCCUAAACACCGACACAAUCAAAGCUACAGAAGACUGCUGUAUUAUUUUACUAUUAUUUGCGGCUUUCCUCAGAAUCAGUGAAGCGGCAGCAGUCCGUAAGGAGCAUUUGGAGUCGAAGGAAGACGGCCUGUGGUGGCUCCAUAUACCGAAGUCUAAAACAGAUCAGUGUAAGAAGGGAACGACUGUGGCGUUCAAACUUCAAGGCAGACGUUUAGUCCUUUGGAGUAAAUUCCUCCAAUCGUUGGCCGAUAAAUCUCGCAACCAGUUCAUAUUCGCCCCUUCUUCUACUAGAGCUCCCUCUACCGACACUUUACGGAAGCGAAUAAGGAACGUUCUUCGAUGUUCGGGCCUACGGGACAAAGGACUGACGUCACAUUCUUUCCGAGGAGGAGCAGCAACUGCGGCCCUAAGAAGGGGAGUCAGCAGCGAGGAUAUAAGGAGAGUGGGACGGUGGAAGUCAUCGUCAUCCAUACUGAAUUAUUUGGACCCUACUCCAAUUUGA